AUGCGCUUACUCAUCUUGCCAGCCCCAGGCUGGCCCUUUGAGAAGUACUACGAACUGCUUCUCUUACUGCCGGCUCUGAUUCUCAUAUGCUAUUUUAUUUACUGGUGUUUCUGGUACCGAAGAAGAGCUAACGCACCACCAGGUGAGCUUAUGGUAAUGGCUCCUGUUGUGGUUUCUCCAUACCAAGGACCUGCUCCUCCACCGAUAUACGCCUACAGCUACAGCAAUCCACCUCCUCCUGUAAGAACUCCGUCGAAAUCAGACGAGGAGUCUCUAAGAAGGGACGACGGUGUGAGAAAAUCGACUCAUUCAUCUCACUCUGGCCUUUCCCGCUCCAGAGAGUUAGUAGAGCCGAAUGAAAUCAAUGAGAAGAAGCCGGUGAAUUGCCAGCCUCCAGUAGCUGCCAUCAUUGUUUGA
Molecule: messenger RNA, 417 nt
Organism: Cooperia oncophora
Lineage: Eukaryota; Metazoa; Nematoda; Chromadorea; Rhabditida; Trichostrongylidae
Source: the annotation of a GenBank genome assembly